AUGCAACAACACAAAACGAAUGCCUAUGAAGUAUUACUUUGGAAAAGCACCUUUCCGAUACAGGCAUUUGCGAAUUUUCGAAAAAACAGUUUACAAUGGAGUGAUUAUGAAAAGGCUUUGGGAUGGUGUAAAUAUUAUGACAAUGAAAAAAGAAAUUCCACGAUGGAUUCGUCUCUAUUGGAUGAUGAAUACAAAAUCUUAAUGGAAAAUUUAUUGAAAAAUUAUCAAGAACUCUCUGAUCAACACGAACACCAUGAAGACCACGAAAUGAUCAAUACCAACAAUAGUAGUUUUAGUGUAUCCAUGACAGAGUUGUUUCUCACAAGUUGUUUAUUUCAUUCGACUUUUUCCACACCAUUUGUAAAAAGCACCACAUGUGUUGCAAGUCGAAUGUCUCAAAAUUUAGAAUUUUAUGCAAGAGUGUUGAAUGAUUGGUUUCAUUACAAAAUGAAUCAAUCGAAAGAGCAAGAGGAGCUUACUGCAAAAACAGCAUUUGAUUUUUUAUUGAAUGAUGAGAAUGAGGAUGGUGACAAUGAUGAAAUGAUGAUGGAUUCGAACUUUGAGGAUGUUGAUUCGUUUAAGCAAGAUGCAGCCAAUGAUGAAACAAAAAAAGAUGACACCCUGUCUGAACAUCCCAUUGUUCACAUGAUUGAUAAUCUUUCGAGACUCAUUGAAAAAGGUGCGCUAUUGUCACAACUCACGAGUUUGGCAUUUUCACAAGAAGAAAAAGACUCAUUAGAAGAUUACUCUCUCCAAAAUUUGUUGAAUUACUUUUCGAGCCCAAUCGAAUUUUGUACCAAAACGAAACGUGUCUCGUACCCGUAUGCCUAUUUCAUUUCCCAUCAAUUAUCUAUGGUGGCCAAUCAAAUUCCAGAUGUUUCGAAUUGUACCUCUUAUAUUAUGGAAUACUGUCAACGAUUAGUGGUGAAAAUGAGUAGAGAGGUCAUAGGAAUAGAGACCUUUAUCAUUUCUUUGUGCAUUCUCAAAAGUAGGAAUGAAUCUCAGUUCCAUUUCUUUUCAAAAAUUAUGUAUGAUAUUUGGAGCAGCAAAAUUAUGAGUCAAUUCAAUAGAAAGUCAAAGUAUCUGGCGAAUUUAUCAAUCGCCCAUCAUCAUGAUAUUUCAAUACUAGAUAUUGGAUUGUGCCCUUAUGUGAUCCUGCAACUGGCAGAUUUUUCUAAUGAGUGGAGAAAUCAUGUCGUGACAGAGAUUACCAAAGCAUUAGUCGCAACGGAUGUUUUGUCGGACAACACAAGCAAUUCAUGUAAUAAUAACGGUAUUAGAUCUUAUUCGGAUCCAUAUCUGGACUUUUUGAUUUGUAUCAUGUCUGAUUGUGGAUCGCUUGAGCUUUUAAAUUUUAUGACACAAUGGAAACAACUUUUCCAAAAUGCGAGAAGAGAAAAUAAUGAAUAUAAUCAAUAG
Naegleria fowleri is the source of this 1419-nucleotide messenger RNA. RefSeq lists its product as uncharacterized. The coding region runs from base 1 to 1419 and encodes 472 amino acids. Lineage: Eukaryota; Heterolobosea; Eutetramitea; Acrasida; Naegleriidae. The record is from RefSeq and is a predicted model, not a curated record. The transcript has 3 exons.